Messenger RNA from Schistocerca serialis cubense, 900 nucleotides. Its product is annotated as trypsin-1-like. The record is from RefSeq and is a predicted model, not a curated record. The transcript has 7 exons. Lineage: Eukaryota; Metazoa; Arthropoda; Insecta; Orthoptera; Acrididae. The coding region runs from base 1 to 900 and encodes 299 amino acids. Gene Ontology annotation, biological process: proteolysis. Gene Ontology annotation, molecular function: serine-type endopeptidase activity.
AUGGCAGUGGCGAUGGCAGCGGAGGUAGAAGAGGUGGCAGCAGCGGCGGCUGAAGAAUCACAAGGAACAGUAACUCGUGGAGCCUCGCUGCCGGUUCGCCGCUUGGCUCACACUGGUCCAGCCAGGAGGUUGGGCGUAGUUGCAGGCCGAAUCUAUGGAGGCCACGACGCAGCGAGGGCUGGACUUGUAUUUGUACACUCACUAUUCGCUAAUUUCGCAGGCGAAUUCCCAUACAUGGUGUCGCUGAAGAUAGUGGGGACGUUCACCAAGAGCCACCAUUGCGGAGGUGCCAUCAUCUCCAGUACGUCUGUGCUCACAGCAGCCCACUGCAUCACCAACAUCGACAAAUCGAUUGCAGUGGCUGGAGAACUGGACCAGAGCACCGACGAAGGCACGGAGCAGGAGGUGAGGAUUUCGCAGAUGAUCAAGCACCCAGACCACCCAGGUGGUACUGACGUGAGCCCUAACGACAUCGCUGUCUUCAAACUGAUGACUGCCUUCACUUUCAACUCUUUUGUCCAACCCAUUAACCUGCCCAGCGCCGGAGUUGUUCCCACAGAUGGAUCAUCCGCUGUUGCGCUUGGCUGGGGAGAGACAGAAGACGAAGGCGAACCGGAUAUCCUGCAGCCUGUAGACGUCGUCAUCAUCUAUCAAGCGACUUGCUCGCAGCUGAUCGACAGCUUAAUAACGGAAAACCAGCUGACUGACACUAUGAUUUGCACAGGCCCGGUCACAGGAGGAACCGGUGUCUGCUACGGUGACGCUGGUAGUCCAGUUACUCAGGACGGCAUGGUGAUUGGCGUGGCUUCAUGGACCAUCAUGCCCUGUGCCACAGAGAGGUCCCCAAGUGUAUACACCAGGGUAUCGGCCUUCCUCGACUUCGUUAAUGAACACAUUUAG